Molecule: messenger RNA, 621 nt
Organism: Acanthocheilonema viteae
Lineage: Eukaryota; Metazoa; Nematoda; Chromadorea; Rhabditida; Onchocercidae
Source: the annotation of a GenBank genome assembly
AUGCCCAACGGGCUGAUGGAACAUUUCCCAACAGGACGUUUGGUAGCUGUUCUUAUGGGCAGUUUGGCAUUCGCUGUUACUUAUUGGUACAUAAGACAACAACAAAAUUUAAAAUGUGAAAGUAGAAAUAAAAAAGUGAAUGCAAAGUUAUUCGGGCAGGAGAGUUUUGACGUUCAGAAAGAGAGCAAAACGAAUUCAAAGGAAGAUGUUGCCGUAUCAGCAGUAAAGCAGAAUGACGAUAUUACUGAACCGAGCGACAUCGUUGGAGAUGCGGCGCUGGAUUCGAAGUUUGAUAGAAAAAAUGAUGUGUUAGUUGCCGAGUUGAAUAAUGAUGCGCUAGAUGCGAAUGAUGUAUCUGUUUUAGAAGUCCAAAGUAAUAAUUUACGAGAAAUAAAGAAAGAUCCAAUUGACAGUUUAUCUCACUCAGAUAAGGUCUUGAUUGCUGAUGAAGAAGCUUUGGAAUCCUCGUUGGUUUGGAAAAAGUCGGAAAUUAAUGCACGACGUAUUUAUAAUACGAGAAGGGAUGGAAAUGCUAUCGAUGAACAAAGUUCUGAUUCUAAUAUGACAGAAUACAGACCUUCAAAUACACCUAGUAGUGAGGUACAUUUUUUUAAUCAGUGA